Molecule: messenger RNA, 489 nt
Organism: Grosmannia clavigera kw1407
Lineage: Eukaryota; Fungi; Ascomycota; Sordariomycetes; Ophiostomatales; Ophiostomataceae
Product: 20S proteasome maturation protein
Exons: 2
Coding region: 1-489 (162 amino acids)
Biological process (GO): proteasome assembly
Cellular component (GO): cytoplasm; nucleus
Source: RefSeq, a predicted model, not a curated record
AUGUCUCUCCGCAUCGUCCCGGCCGACGUGCACACGGCCUCGUUCAGCCAUAUUGGCGCCCGGGAAAAGGGCGCCCCGUCGGCACCGGGCCUACACGACUUGCUCCGGCGAGGCGUUGGUCCGACCAAGGCGACGACGAGCCCCGACGCCGCAUCGACACCCGACUCGGCACAUCCCCUCGAGGCGCGGCUGAAGCAGUGGGAGGCCACGCGCGAGGCGCUGCGCAUGGAAACGCUGCGGCGGGCCUUUGGCGUGGCCGAGCCGGUGCGCCGCGGCAUGGAGCUCAAGAUCACGCGCGAGGGCGAGUGGCGGCCGCAGGUGCUGCGGUCGGCCGGUGGCGUCGGUAUGGGCCAGCUGCCACGCAGCGUCCACGAGGACAUCCUGAUGGCCUGUGAGGCUACCGUCGAGUGGGAAGACGUCUUUGCCGGCGACGAGACCCGGACCGUGCCCGGGAUGCACGACGAGAUGGAGCGGAAGCUGCGGAUGUAG